Messenger RNA from Oryctolagus cuniculus (rabbit), 4881 nucleotides. The record is from RefSeq and is a predicted model, not a curated record. Lineage: Eukaryota; Metazoa; Chordata; Mammalia; Lagomorpha; Leporidae.
GCGGAUGUGUCCCUGUGUCCUCCUGUCCGCCACUCCGAAGGCCCCAGGGCCGGACCUCGGCGUGCCGGGAGGGACACGCCGGCAGGCUGGGGGGGUGCAUGUGUGCCUUUUAAGUCAUUCGCUUUCUCUCCUCCACACUUUACCCGUGGCGGUUGAAAGUCUUGUUUUGAGAGGCAGAGGAACACCAAAAAGAAUUAUAAAAAGACAUUUCCAGGAAAGGAAGAGAGCGAGCUCCCCGCGCCGCCUACCCCCAGGAGAAUCCCCUCUGAGCUCGUGAAGAUGGAAGGUGUGGCUGAGGCAGGAGGGGGCCGCUGCUGGCAGUCAGGAGCCGGGGCGAGCGGCAGCUCCGCACACAGAGCCUUCCCGGGAGGAGCCCGGGUCAGCCGCCAGCCUGACCCGGAAGAAGUCUCUCUGCCGGCUACGCCAUUUUGAACGUGAAGGAGGCCUGAGGCCCCUGAGCUCAUGAGUCGUGCUCCUGGCGCCUCGCGCUUUGCUUUCCCAGGGGCAGAGCCUGGCCGCAUCCUCUUCGGGAGGUCCCUGCAGGCUGCUGUCCGGGUCCCACUCCUUUGCUUUCUGCAAGGACAGCAAGAAAACCACGGGGUCUCUUGCUGGAGAUAAUUUGCUGGAGGAGAGUGGCAGAGAGAGAAAUGGGAAGGGGCCCAUAAAUGAAACCUGAAUCCAACUGUGCGGUCCACGCCUCUUUCUGCCUCUCACCUGGGCAAGUUUCGUGUUCUCAUGGGGAGAAACGCACGUGCACACAAGUGCCCCUUAGCCCACACAAAUGAACCCCCCUUGCGCAGAAGCCGCUACAGGAAACUGACUGGUGCACAGGAACUUGCUAAUCUCUUGGGUCACAUUCAGAUUGUUCCUGCUGCCCCAGUCACCGUGCGCACCAAGCCCAGGCGUCCUGCACUGACGUCUCCGCCGGCCCAGCUCUGAUGCCGUUUGCUCCUCCGUGUCAGUCAGGUGUGUUCUUGAGGAGGAGGGAAAGGGUGAUCUAGAAAUGAAAUCACCACGGUGAAAAGGCUUGGGCUGCUUUGGUUUCUUACCAACGCUGUGCUGAACAAAUUUGACUUCCGGAGUCGGGCAUUUUGGUGUCAAGAAGUUUCUACAACAUUCUACGACAGUUCUGCUUGUGUGACUUUCCAAGGCAAUCUUGCUAAUGCAUGAGCGAGGCAGAAUCGAACGGAGAUCACCAGUCCCACAAUCUGAACCUUCUUUCCCGAAGCUGCUGGAAUCUCCUGGAAACUGAAGCCGCCUAGAGCACACUCAGCUGCCUCCCCCACUUCUCGGAGCUGAAGCUGAACACGUCUGACCCACCCCAGUGGCACACUAGACUUCUUGAAGCUUUUCAAAGCAGACGGCCCAUCUCCCUUGCCGCAGGGGCCGGAUGGCGUUGGCCCCCGCGGCCCACUGAGAGCUCCUUUUCCUGGGAUCCUGCCCUUGACAGUGGGACACCGGGCGGGCAAGAUGCUGAGCUCUAUCAAGUGCGUGCUGGUGGGCGACUCCGCUGUGGGCAAGACCUCCCUGCUGGUGCGCUUCACCUCCGAGACCUUCCCCGAGGCCUAUAAGCCCACGGUGUACGAGAACACGGGCGUGGAUGUCUUCAUGGAUGGCAUCCAGAUCAGCCUGGGCCUGUGGGACACGGCAGGCAAUGACGCCUUCCGGAGCAUCCGCCCCCUGUCCUACCAGCAGGCGGAUGUGGUGCUGAUGUGCUACUCUGUGGCCAACCACAACUCGUUCUUGAACUUGAAGAACAAGUGGAUUGGUGAAAUCAGGAGCAACUUGCCCUGUACUCCGGUGCUGGUGGUGGCCACGCAGACAGACCAGCGGGAGAUAGGGCCCCACAGGGCCUCCUGCAUCAAUGCCAUCGAAGGGAAGAGACUGGCCCAGGAUGUGAAGGCCAAGGGCUACCUGGAGUGCUCAGCCCUUAGCAACAGGGGGGUCCAGCAGGUAUUUGAGUGUGCUGUUCGAACUGCAGUCAACCAGGCCAGGAGGCGGAACAGGAGGAGGCUGUUCUCCAUUAAUGAGUGCAAGAUCUUCUAACCCCCAAGACUCUUCAUCCACCACCCUCGCACUCACCCCAGGACUGAUGGGGAGAGGGAGAGCGGGCACACCGACAAGGGCCAAGUGUCUUAAGGGCAUCCCGAGUGACCUUGGUUACCCACUGGACUUGACCACUGGACGAUCUUCCUAACCGCACUCUGCAGAUGAGCUCCUUGCCCCCAGUCUGGCCAGAAAAGUCCUUGGGAAACUGUCAUGAGCAUUUCCUCUAGAAUUAAAAAAAGCAAACUCAGUGUCCCAAAUAAUGUCCAUCAUUUUGAAUCACAAAGUUUGUUUUCCAAAAUAUUCCAUAUUUAAACACACAUUUUAUUUAAAUAACAACGAAGUAGAUAGCUUUGGAAUCCCAUUAGUUUUCCCACUUGGAAUGCUUUUCCCUGCGUACUCACGCACACCAGCUACUAGAUGAGUGACACGAACCUCCCAGGGCUCUGCCGUGUGUUUGCAGUGUUAGUGUUUUUGCCUGAAACAGUCAUUUUGUUGGAAUUACUAAAAUGACCAUAAACUGAUCCUGGAAAUUCAUUUUCCACCUCCCUGUUAUACAGAGUUGUAAAUAGAAGACAGCUCCAUAGCUAAGAUAUUUUGGUGCCGCCUAACGAUCCCAACGUUACCACUAGUUCUGUGUAGUUACAGAGGAGCCUUUCUUAUUUACAACAUUACUUUUCACUCACAGAACUCCGGUCACACACUAAGUAUUUCCUGUCUCAUCCACCGAGACAUCGAAGGAAACCCUUGUGAGUAGAGAACCAGACAGCUGUGCGUCUAGCUGCAGAACCUGGAGCAGAAGUGAGAAGCAGGAAUUCCAGCUGCUGCUUCCCUCGUCUGAUCUGGUGGCUCCUAACUGGGAACAGGGCUUAGGAAAGCGGACAGGUUCACUUGACAAGUUCACACUCAUUCAAACUCUCAGCUCAGCUGGCAUGGCAACAUAAGUUAUUAACUUGAGGAACUAAUCGGAAUAGUUGGGAAGGUGUCUACCUAUAUGUGUAUAAGGGAAGAAAAGUACAACUUACAGCUUUUAUUUUUUCGUGACUGUGAAGUGCCUGAGUGAAAGCACAAGUUCUAAGCACAGGGAAUCUAGAAAGCUAUGCAGCAAAUGCUCAGGUAACACAAAGUUAUCAGGAGUAACACUGAAUAUAUAGGGACACACACACACACACACACACACACACACACCCUUCACACCCCAUUCUCUCUAACAGCUUUAGAGUGGUGAUGUUGCUCAUCUGUAAAACUGGAGAACAGAAGACAAUGUAAUUUGAGGAAGAAGUUAUGAAAAUGUGUCGUUUACUGCCCUAAUCAAGUAAAACUUAGAACCACUCUGAACUGUGUUUGUGAAUAUGUGUAUCAUUAUGGUGUAACAUGACCAUUACACACAAAAGGAAAAGCAGUUGCAAUAAAUGAUGAGGGCUAGAAUUAAGCUGACAUAAGGAAACCAAUUUUUCAAUUUCCUGAUGUGGCCUAUUCUUUGUAGCUGUAAUCAGUGUAAAAAAUCAAGUUUGUGCUCAUCUCCACACUGCGUUCUCCUUCUGUCUCCUCUCUUCCAUAUCCAGUAAAAAGCCUGGGACCCAGAUCUUAGUCUCAGGUGAAACGGUUCCCUCAAUUCUUUGGUGUUGACAGAUUUGCCUUCACCCAGACAUCUCAGGCCUCCAGUCCUAUGGCUUGCCCUUGACUCUGGGUCACCAUGUCCCUUGAUCUGUCUCCAGCUCUUGGUGUUGGUAUCGGAGGGCUGAAGAGCUGACCAGGAAGGGGAGGAGAUGGAAGCUCAUAUCCCCUGAUAUCCCUGUGAUCCUGCUGCUGUCCCUCACAUACCAAAGGGUCUUAAAUAACUAACACAGGUUUUUAAGACUUAUCUUUGGGGUGUUUAACAUGUUAGUAGGGAUGCGUUACUACUCACUGAAGUUGGCCAUCCCCUAAGCUGUUCCUUCCUUCUUAUGGAAGGGAAAUGGGAGUCUGCAGCUGGGAAGUCUAGAUCUGAAUGAGGAAGGAGGUGGUGGUUCCGGGGUAUGCAGAGGAGGACAGGAAGCCCAUAGAGGGCAAGUCAAGUGGUUCUGCCAUCACCUGGGCAAGAGCACACCGGUGACACCUGUGACUGCAGCAACAGCCAAGCUUAAGGGCUCCCCCGGGGAACCCUCAGAGGUCAGACAAGGAAUCAGUGCGAAGACCUCCCCAGGGAUGGGACUCGCAUCUGCCUUGCUACACUACACUUUCCUGAUUGUAGAGACAUCUCCGAAACACCAAGAAGCAACCAUAACUAAACCAAGCUGUGUUGAACUGAAUUAGAAGGACAGGAACUAGGCUUCUGUGCUGAGUGGUUAUGGGAAGGAAGCAGGCCCUCACCAGCCUUGAAGGCAUAAGAAGUGAAAAUAGGUCAUCUUGGUGCAGUCCCUGUCAUGUAUGUUUUACAUGAGCACAGAUUGAUUUUUGCCUGCUUGUUCACAGGCAUGUGUUUCUCUCACUUCAGAAUUUGUGGUACCUUUUUUAUACAAUGUCUACUCUUAACUCUUCCAUGUUGCAACAUUAAAUAUGCUCUUGUUUACCUUGAAUUUAUUUGGGUAGUUGAGCAAUUCAUCCUGACUCAAUUAUUCUGGUCUGCUGUAAUGGAAUACCAUGGACUUACGCAACAGAUGUUAAUUUCUCACAGUUCUGGAGACUGAAGUCUGAGAUCAGGACUGCAGCAUGAUCAGGUUCUGGUGCAGGCCCUCUACCUGUUGUGUCUUCACAUGGCAGAGAGAGAAAGCACACAUUUGUCUCUUUAAGAGCACUAAUUGCCUUCUGAGGCCCCACUUCUGAACACCAUUACAUGGGGGAUUAGGCUUCCGC